Scylla paramamosain (green mud crab) is the source of this 3775-nucleotide messenger RNA. RefSeq lists its product as uncharacterized. Lineage: Eukaryota; Metazoa; Arthropoda; Malacostraca; Decapoda; Portunidae. Bases 785 to 2095 code for a protein of 436 amino acids. The transcript is spliced from 5 exons. The record is from RefSeq and is a predicted model, not a curated record.
AGGGUUCUGGGAAGAAGUAGGUGGGGUAGGUGAGAUGUUUAGUGUGAGAGAAGAAUGUGUAACACUGGAAAGGAAGAAUGCAGAUGAACUGGAUGAAAGAAUCAGUAGGGAUGAAGUGGAGAGGUGUGUGAGAAGGCAGAAGAAUGGCAAGGCAGCAGGUCCAGAUGAUAUACCCUGUGAGUUCUACAAGAAUGGUAGGGAGGUAGUGAUAGACAGAAUGACUGAGUUAUUCAACCGAGUGUGGGAUGAAGAGAGAGUGCCAAGAAAGUGGAAUGAGAGCCGAGUGUGUCUGUUGCAUAAGGGAGGAUUUAAGAGUAAGAAUGAGCUGAAGAACUACAGGCCAAUUGCAUUAGUGAAUACAAUAGGUAAAGUUUUCAGUGCAGUGUUGAAUGAGAGACUGUGUAAAUGGAUUGAGACAGCUGGAGUGCUGGGUGAAGAACAUAAUGGUUUUCGUAGGGACAGGAGAGCUGAGGACAAUAUGUUUGUGGUGAAUGAAAUGAUUGAGAAGAAAAAGAAGGAUUGGGGUAAAUUGUACCUAGGUUUUUUGGAUAUAGAGAAAGCUUAUGAUAGAGUGAACAGAGAAAUGUUAGGUAGAGUCUUAGAAAAGAUUGGACUGAGUGCAAAGAUAGUUAACAUAGUGCAAAGUAUGUAUGUGGACACAAGAGCUAGAUACAGACUAGGAGACAUAGAAACAGACUGGGUGAAGAGUGAGAGAGGAGUUAGGUAGGGCUGUAUAUUGUCACCAACCCUUUUUAGCCUGUAUACAGAGGAGCUAGCAGCCAGGAUGAGAAGAAUGAAUGUAGGGGUAAGUGUGGGGAACGAUAAAGUAUGUGUGCUUCUUGAUCCAGAUGACGUAGUUGUUAUGAGUGAAUCGGCAGAUGAGCUUCAAAGUUUGUUGGAUGUAGUGGAUGGCUAUGGUAAAGACUUUGGAGUAAGGUUUAGCAGUGAGAAAAGCAAAGUAAUGAUUGUGAAUAGGUCAGAGGAUGAAAGUAAUGUGGUAUGGAGACUUGGAGAGAAUGAGUUGAGACAGGUGCAAGAAUACAAGUACUUAGGGAUGUGGAUGAGUCCCAGUGGGUGUGCAAAGGCAAAGAAUGAAAAGAUAAGUAUGGUAAACCAGUGGGCAGGUCGACUGGGAAGCGCGGCAAGGAUGAGAGCAAGUAAGUAUGAUGUGUUGAGAGAAGUGUGGAAGAGUGUGGCUGUGCCAUGUAUAAUGUAUGCUAUGGAUGUGAUUGCGUGGAAUGAAAGUGAAAUUGAUAAGUUAGAAGUGGGCCAGAAUAGAGUAGCAAGGAUGGCACUGAGUGCACCGAGGUGCACAGCAGUUGAAGCCUUGAGAGGUGACAUGGGAUGGAGCACCUUCAGAGAAAGACUGACAAAAGCCACACUUAGGUACAAGAUUAGGCUUGAGAGAAUGGAUGAUGCAAGAAUAGCAAGAAAGGUGUACCUGUGGAAUGAAAGUGGAAGCAAAUGGAGGAAGAGAUGCAUGAGAAUGACAGACAGGAAUGGAUUGCAAGUUGUGUGGGCGAUAAGAAUGGCUGGGAGGAAUCAAAAUGAGCGUGAAUGGGUGGUAACAAGAGGAGGAAGAGUGGGAGCCGAAUGGGAUGUGAGAAAAUGGAAGAAUGAGAUAGACAAAGAAGUGAAAUGUGUGGGACUGAAUGAAUGGAAGAAUGAGAUGGAAAGAAAGAAGACCCUGGAAUGGUACAAGGAGAAAGAGGCCCCGAGGUAUGAAAGGUGGUAUGAUGGAAGCCUGGGCGGUGAUCUUCUCUUCCGAGCGAGGGCACAGUGUAUGGAUGUGAAUGCAAGGAGUUACAGGUGGUCUGAGUCCCGCAGCAAAGUGUGCCAGAUGUGUGACAUGGGAGAGGAUGAGACGGUGGAACAUGUGGUGCUGGAGUGUGUGAAGUAUGCCAGAGACAGGAAUGAGAUGAUGCAAGUGAUACUGACUGAGUUAGGGCAUGAUAGGAAUGAAAGAGUGGAGAAGACAGGAAAGGAAUGGAUGGUGUUGUUGCUGGGACUGUGUAGAGAGGCGAAUGAAAGGAUGAUUGAGGCAGUAAAAGAGUUUCUGGAGAGAAUGUGGCGUGCCAGGUGUAUGAACAAUUAGGAUAGAGGAUGCUGUUCGUUUCUCUUUUUUUCCCCUUCUACAGGAGUUGCCGAUCCAAAGGCCUGGCUCAGGAGUGAUCCUGUGCCACCUGUACCAUCAAGAUCAAGAGAGAGAGAGAGAGAGAGGCCAUGUUUGAGCUAGUUCACUUAUCUGUGGUUCCUCUCCCCCUCUCUCUCUCUAAUUAGAGCGAAAAUGGCGGCGGAGGAGCUCAAGGAUGAAGCCAACGACUAUUUGAAAAAAUUAAGAAAAUUGAAGCCUCUCAGACAUGAACAAAGAAGAGCAAUUCUUGACAAACAGGCAAACAAACAAACAAACAAACAAGGACAGCGUUGAGUCUCGCAGGUCACGCCAGCCUCUCGGAAACUGUUGCUUGCUUCACCUGGCAAUUGUGAACCACCAAGCAAAAACCGAGCCACCCUAUUGAUCGACAGGGGAUCACCAUCAGCCCUCCCAUUGGCCCAGAGCUUCAUGGAUUGUGAUUGGACGGCUGGCUGGCUGACCUGACUUGACCUGACCUCAACUGAGCCAGCAUGAUUUAUGUUUUCCUCGUUGACACGGGCACCAUGAUGACCUUUGACAUGAACCUGGCACUAGAGAGUGUUGAGGUGGUGAAGGGUGCAAUACACAAUGUUGUCAAGGUGCCCCCAGACAAGCAGAUCAGUAUUGCCAGAUAGCUUACCUUAGCUUAGGUUAAGUUUGGUUAGCUUAAGGUUCUUCCAAACUGGUGUGUAUAUCCUGUUGUGUGUGUGUGUGUGUGUGUGUGUGUGUGUGUGUGUGUGUGUGUGUGUGUGUGCCUUGCUGGGGCCAAACAAGACAAGCUUUUCUGUGAGGUGUGGACGGACAGGAGGGGCACGAGUGACGGUCCUGUGGGUCCUGGCACGGGCAGCACUGGGUGGCGGCCGUCACGUGGCUUGGUGCGGGAGAGACUCCUGGGCAGUGAGAGGGAUGGCAGAGGGGCUGGCAGAGUGAGGGUGCACCAGUAGACACAUCCUGCCUGACUGUGGUGCACAACAAACUCACCAGUGACAAGGCUGUGUGUCCCUUGGCUGGUGAGGCAAGGCACGCUGGCUGGAGCCGGCGAGGGAGAGGCAGCCUGCGCCAGGAGACUGACUGACUGACUGAUUGAUGGACUGACUGACUGACUGACUGACUGACUGACUGACGAACUGACUGAUGGACUGACUGACUGACUGACUGACUGACUGACUGACUGACUGACUGACUGACUGACUGACUGAUGGACUGACUGACUAACUGACUGACUGACUGACUGACUGACUGUGUGUGCCUGUGUGGGGCAAUUCAGGCUGCGCAGUGUGUGUGUGUGUGUCUGUGUGUGUGUGUGUGUGUGUGUGUGUGUGUGUGUGUGGCAGUGUCUGGGAUGCCUCCCCUCUUCAGCUUGUCAGCUCUGCCUGGCUCAUUGUCACACGUGAGUCACUCUGGCAGUCUUGUUGUACUUGUCAUGCUUGAUAUUUGCUUGUUUGUGUUUUUGUAUUGAUUUUUGUUUUAUUUUUGUUGUUUAUUGUUAAUGUUUUGUGAGUUGUGUUAGUGUUUGAUGUUGUUUGUUGUAUUUGUAGUGUUGCUGUGUGCCUAUUGCUUGUUUGCGAGGUGACAGUGGUUAGUGUGUGUGUGUGUGUGUGUGUGUGUGUGUGUGUGUGUGUGUGUGUGUGUGUGUUACUA